UGCAGGCCCUCACUUAACAUCUUUGUAUGCGCGCGCUAACAAAACGAAGAAAAAAGCCCGUGACUGUCGCGGUGUUAAUCUUCUCUCUGAGGGCACAGCCCUAAGAGUGCGCACGUGCCGGAAAACCCGAGAUCAAAAAUUCGCAACUAGUUAAAUUUUUUUAUACCUCAUCGCAUUAAGAUAAUAGUUAUCAAUAAGAUAUUGAAGUGACCAAUAGAUAAGUUUGAUAAGCAGAAUGGCAAAAGGAGGUCAUUCCCAUAGAGGGACUUUGAAAAAAGACCACAAGCCGUUUAAGUCGAAGCAUUCGACCAAGGGACAAUUGAAAAAUCAGUACAAGGGUAAAGUUGAAAAAUCAUCAAAUGCUUCAGUUAAGAAUAAGGUUAUAUCAAAACUUGAUAGAAAACAUAACAGUAAACAGCUUAGAGAUAAUAAGAUCGGCGAGACCAAGCUUAUCAGGAAGUUGUUUGAAGGAUCACAAGGAACAGAAAAGAUUAUAACUGUUAUCAGUUUAACUAAAGAUAUUGCAGCUAAUCAAAUUGCAUCAAGAUUAAUAAAUAGUAUAAAAGAUGAAGAAAAUCAACCAGACAUAAUAAUUGAAUCACCAUCGAUACAGUCUUUCAAGUUGGGACGCUUCAGAUCGAACAUUAAGGUGAUCAUACCUGAUCAAACCAAUUUAUUAUCAAUUUUGGAUGCUGCUAAAAUAUCUGAUUAUGUUAUAUUUGGAUUAUCAGCACAAGAAGAAAUUGAAACAAAUUAUGGUGAAACCAUAUUACGUUCAGUGAUUGCUCAAGGUAUUGCUUCAGUAAUUGGAGUAAUUCCAAAUCUUAUAUCUGCAUACCCCAAAAAAAAUUUACAAAAUGAUAUUAAACAAUCAUUACAAUCAUAUUUUAAUCAUUUUUUCCCUAAUGAAGAUAAACUUUAUACCAUUGAAAAUGAUUCGGACUGUGUCAAUUGUGUUCGUUCAAUUGCUCAAAAAUUCCCCAAAUCAGUUCAUUGGAGAGACUCAAGAGGGUAUAUGGUUACUGAUGAUGCUUAUUGGUCUCCAAUUGAUAACCAAGAUGGUUGCUUAGUGGUUGAAGGUACUGUUCGUGGGAUUGGUUUCAAUUCAAAUCGUUUAAUUCAUAUCCCCGGUUUCGGUGAUUAUCAAAUUCAUCAUAUGGAAAAAUUAGCGUCAAAAAAUUAUAAAAAUAGUAUGGAUAUUGAUGAUGAUAUGAAUGAGAAUAUUUAUCUCCCUAAUGAAGACCAAGAAACUUUAGAAGAGUUAAAUCCCGAAGAAGCUGAAAUGGAUUAUGCCGAGGAAGAUCUUGCAUUCGACGAUGAAUUAGGGGUUAGAAUGGAAGGUAGAAAUUAUUUCCAUGACGUUGAAAAUAACCAAAAGAGAAGAUUUAAAUUACCAAAGGGAACUUCCGAAUAUCAAAGUAAAUGGCUUUUAGAAGACGUCUUAGAAGGUGCAUCCGAUGUUGAAGAGGAAGAUGACGAAGAUCAACAACAAGAUGAAAUAGAAGAAGUCGAUGACAUGCAAAUGGAUGAUGCAACUACUGAUUAUGCACCAACUGAAGGUGAUAAAUCAGAAAUGUUUGUUGAUUUAUCUCCAGAAGAAGAAGAAAGACAAUUAAAAGAAUUUAGAGAAUUAGCUAAAGAAGAUUUAGAAUUCCCUGAUGAACUUGAACUCCAUCCAAAUGAUUCAGCCAAAGAUGUGUUAUCAAGUUACAGAGGUAUCAAGUCUUUGGGUACUUGUGAAUGGGAUUACGAUGAAUAUGAUUCUGAAGCUCCAAGUAUUUGGAAUAGAUUAUUAAGAAUAUCAAAUUAUAAAGCAACUAGAAAUAAAAUUUUAAAAGAUUCCAUCAAAGAAUCUCAAAUCAAUAUUGGUAAUCGUGUCCGUAUUUUCAUUAAAGCACCUCAAUUCAUCUUGGAAAGAAUUAAUCCAAAAACCAAACCAUUUAUAAUUUAUGGAUUAUUACAACAUGAACAUAAAUUAGCCGUUGUUAACUUUUCAUUCGAACACUGGGAAGACUACGAAGAGCCAGUUCCAUCGAAAGAAGUUUUAAUUGCUCAAUAUGGUCCUCGUCGUCAAAUUAUCCAACCAAUGUUCAAUCAAGGUUCAAAUAAUUCAAAUAAUGUUCAUAAAUAUGAAAAUUUUGCUCACCCAGGAUCUUCUAACAUUGCCACUACUAUAGCACCAGUUUCUUUCAACAAUGCACCAACCAUUUUCUUCAAAUCAAAACCUGAUGGUUCUUUAGAAUUAGUUGGUCAAGGUACUUUCUUGAAUUGUGACCAUACUAGAGUUAUGGCUCAAAGAGCAGUAUUAACUGGUCAUCCGGUUAAAAUCCAUAAGAAAUUGGUUACAAUUAGAUAUAUGUUUUUCAAUUCUGAUGAUAUUAAUUGGUUUAAAGCCGUUCCAUUAUUCACUAAAAGUGGUCGUACUGGGUUUAUUAAAGAAAGUUUAGGUACCCACGGUUACUUUAAAGCUACUUUUGACGGUAAAUUAACUUCACAGGAUGUGGUUGCUAUGUCUUUAUAUAGAAGAGUAUGGCCAGAAGUAUCUAACCCCUGGACUGAAUAAAUAGUUUAAUGUAGUAUGAAG
This is a messenger RNA of Hyphopichia burtonii NRRL Y-1933, 2584 nucleotides long. RefSeq names its product Tsr1p (gene TSR1). The transcript has a single exon. The record is from RefSeq and is a predicted model, not a curated record. Bases 236 to 2563 code for a protein of 775 amino acids. Gene Ontology annotation, molecular function: GTP binding; U3 snoRNA binding; GTPase activity. Lineage: Eukaryota; Fungi; Ascomycota; Pichiomycetes; Serinales; Debaryomycetaceae. Gene Ontology annotation, biological process: ribosome biogenesis; maturation of SSU-rRNA from tricistronic rRNA transcript (SSU-rRNA, 5.8S rRNA, LSU-rRNA); endonucleolytic cleavage of tricistronic rRNA transcript (SSU-rRNA, 5.8S rRNA, LSU-rRNA). Gene Ontology annotation, cellular component: nucleus; preribosome, small subunit precursor.